Messenger RNA from Cotesia glomerata, 1653 nucleotides. Its product is annotated as probable cytochrome P450 305a1. Gene Ontology annotation, cellular component: intracellular membrane-bounded organelle; cytoplasm. Gene Ontology annotation, biological process: xenobiotic metabolic process. Gene Ontology annotation, molecular function: heme binding; iron ion binding; oxidoreductase activity, acting on paired donors, with incorporation or reduction of molecular oxygen, reduced flavin or flavoprotein as one donor, and incorporation of one atom of oxygen. The transcript has 7 exons. The coding region runs from base 106 to 1581 and encodes 491 amino acids. NCBI's taxonomy places the organism in Eukaryota, Metazoa, Arthropoda, Insecta, Hymenoptera, Braconidae. The record is from RefSeq and is a predicted model, not a curated record.
AUUCGAAUCUUACCAGUUCUUUCCAAGUGCCCUAAGCAAUCUUACUACCUUAAAUUUGGACUCUUCUUUUACAAAUUGUACAAUAAAUUCAUCAAUCAUUACAAAAUGAUAUUGAAUGCAUUGUACGUGAUCUUUAUUUGCUUGGUGACGACAUUAGGAACCCUGUUUCUUAUAAGAUCAAAGGAUGCUCCUCCAGGUCCUUACCCAUGGCCAAUCUUCGGUAACCUAAAGCUAAUUCGAAAACUAAGCCAAAAAUUCGGCGGCCAGCAUGUCGCAUUUAUGAAAUUAAAUCAACAAUACAACAGUGAUGUUAUCAAACUUUGGCUCGGAAGUUCUAGUGUUUAUGUAGUCGGUGGGUUUGAAAGUAUCCAAAAGAUUCUUCGUGACGACAAUUAUGACGCGCGUCCUUGGACUGAGUUCGUUAAGGUCAGGAAUAUGGGGAUCAAGAAAGGUAUCACCAUGACGGACGGUCCUGAAUGGAAAGCAGUUCGAGGGUGGUUAGUUAGAUCCCUCCGAAAUUUAGGAUUCGGCCGGGAAGAAAUGUGCAACAGAAUAAGCGAAGAAUUGGAGAUCCUGAUUGACGGAUUGAAGCGCCAAGGAGACAAGCCAGUAAGAAUUAAGUCGAUGAUUGCUCCAGCGGUUAUCAAUGGACUGUGGACACUGGUGACUGGAAAGAGGAUUGAUGAUAAGAGAAGAUUGAUGCACUUCCUCAAUAUCAUGGAAAGAAGAGCCCAAGCCUUCGACAUUACCGGCGGAAUUCUCUCAGUAUAUCCUUGGCUACGUCAUAUUGCGCCCAAAGCAUGCGGUUACGAAGUGUUGGUCACUCUGAACAACGAACUCAAAGCGUUUCUGAUGGAGUCAAUUGAAGAGCACAAGAAGAACUACGUCAAGGGCAGUGAAAAAGACUUGAUUGAUAUGUUCUUAACGGAAAUGCAUCUAGGAGACGUCUUUGACGCUGAAUUCGAUGAUGAUCAGCUGCUGAUGAUUCUGGUGGAUCUCUUCAUCGCCGGCUCGCAGACAACAACAGUCACCCUGGAUUUUCUUUUCUUGUGGAUGACAGUCAAUCAAGACGCUCAGGCGAAGCUCCAGGACGAAUUGGACACAGUGGUUGGAAACCGUCUUCCCGACUUAUCAGACAGGCCAAAGCUGCCGUUCACGGAAGCAGUGCUAACAGAAUCUCAGAGACUACGACUGGUCACUCCGAUCAUUGGACCUCGUCGGUCACUUAAAGAAGCAAGCUUAAACGGAUACAGGAUACCAAAAGGCGCGACUAUUUUGAUGAAUACCUACAGUGUUCAUGCAGACUCGAAUAUUUUUGAAGACCCGUUGUCAUUUAGGCCUGAAAGGUUUAUUCAGAACAAUGUUUACACUCCUAGCAAGAAGCUGAUACUCUUUGGAGGAGGUCACCGAAGAUGUCCUGGAGAGACAGUAGCAAAAUCUGAAGUUUUCUUGCUCUUCGCAGGGAUUAUGAAGAACUUCAAGUUGCUUCCAGCGUGUGAUAGCGAUCUUCUGGAUAUUAAUCCGCAGCCUGGAUUAACAAUCUCACCAAAGCCGUACGAAGUUUUGCUUGUCAAACGAUAGAUUACAGAUUAAAUUUAUUUUACUUACUAAUUGUUAAAUUUGAAUAAAAGAUACUAAAGUUACAAAUAAUAA